AUGAGAGGGGACGAUGAAGAAAACUGUGACAUUCGAGAGUCAAAGAGGAGUGUUUCAGUGCCGGAUGAUGUUGACAGAAGCAAACUACAUUGUCACAGUUACGGACAUCAGCUGAUUGUCGAAGCUCCUCUAAUAUUGAACGAGGAAGGAGAGCAGAUAAAGGUCGAGGAGAGGGACGACAUUCCUGAAGACGAUAACAACACCGAUUCUUUCAGACAAGACAUAGAUCUCUCCGUAUUCAAACCGAAUCACAUCAGCGUACAGCGUAGAGGAAAUGACGUCAUUAUCAGGGCUGACCAUAAAAAAGAAGAGAAUGGCGUCAAAGUAUCGCGAUCAUUCCACCGCGAAUUUAAGAUUCCAUUGAACGCUAAUCCCGAAAAAAUAUGCUGCCAUCGAAACACAAAAGGAGUUCUAAUAUUUCAAGCCCCAUUGAAUGCUGAACACAAUGACUAA
Molecule: messenger RNA, 453 nt
Organism: Ostrea edulis (European flat oyster)
Lineage: Eukaryota; Metazoa; Mollusca; Bivalvia; Ostreida; Ostreidae
Product: alpha-crystallin A chain-like
Exons: 1
Coding region: 1-453 (150 amino acids)
Biological process (GO): protein refolding; response to heat
Molecular function (GO): protein folding chaperone
Source: RefSeq, a predicted model, not a curated record